AUGGAAGCUUCUGCCCCACUUCUGACCACAAGAGCCUCAGCCACACCACGUCCUUACCCAGCAGGCUUAACUCCACUAGUUUCCCCCCUACGCCCACACUGUCUGGCUCGAGAUCGGUUGCGUUUUUGGGUCCCCGCAGCCAAACGCUCUCGCAUUGAUAGUAUGGGUACACCCAUUCCGAUUUCAGAUGAAGACCUAGACCGAAUCCUGGCAGUGAUAUCGCAUUCACAUGCAGUGGGCACCAGGGAGACCUAUGGAUCAGGUCUCCUGGUCUACCAUGUUUUUUGUGAUACUCGAGGAGUCGCUGAAGAUCAGCGUUGUCCAGCGCCUUCGGUGUUGCUUCUGGCCUUUAUCUCGGCCUGUGCGGGGUUAUAUGCUGGUGCCACACUUGACAACUAUUUCUAUGCCGUUCGCGCUUGGCACCUGAUCCACGGGGCGCCUUGGCUCAUCAAUGUAGCUGAGUCCGCCCUUGCACUCACAGGAGCCGCAUGUUUAGCCCCGCCCUCUUCUAAACGGCCCAAGCGAGUUCCCUUCACAGUAGAUCUUAUUGCCAACAUACAUUCAGUCCUCGACAUGUCACUGCCGCUACAUGCCGCAGUUUUUGCAUGCCUCACAACUACCUUCUUCACCAUAGCGCGCACAGGUGAAUUCACUGUGCCCUCACUGACUGCCUUCCGUGCUAGUCCUAGCUCCUAUGUGACGGUUGGGGACAUUCACUAUGAUGAAGAUCGAAACGGAUUCAAAGUUGUCAUCUUUGCAUUACCACAAACCAAAGUGUCCCCCAUCGGAGAAGAUGUUUAUUGGGCCGCUCAGUCAGGCAUAGUUGAUCCGCAAGCUGCACUCCGCCAUCAUUUGGCACUUAAUCAGCCUCCUCCAUCAGCUGCAGUUUUCAGUUGGCGGCACUCAUCAGGUCUGCGCCCGCUGACGAAAUCCGCUUUUCUGGCAUGUCUCCAGACUGCUGGAGAUCAACUGGGGUCCGGAAUGCUCAAAGGGCAUGGGAUUCGCAUUGGAGGAACCUUAGAAUAUCUGCUGCGAGGGGUUCCUUUCGAUAAUGUCAAAGCCAUGGGGCGUUGGAGCAGCAAUGCUUUUCUUCUCUACUUGCGGAAGCAUGCUGUGGUGCUAGCACCAUACUUACAAGACACCCCAGUUUUGGAGCCCUUUAUGCGUUACGCUUUGCCCCCAACGCGUUGA
Suillus fuscotomentosus is the source of this 1191-nucleotide messenger RNA. RefSeq lists its product as uncharacterized. Gene Ontology annotation, molecular function: DNA binding. The coding region runs from base 1 to 1191 and encodes 396 amino acids. Gene Ontology annotation, biological process: DNA integration; DNA recombination. The record is from RefSeq and is a predicted model, not a curated record. The transcript has a single exon. Lineage: Eukaryota; Fungi; Basidiomycota; Agaricomycetes; Boletales; Suillaceae.